Messenger RNA from Anoplopoma fimbria (sablefish), 1879 nucleotides. RefSeq names its product tumor protein p63 regulated 1 (gene tprg1). Bases 157 to 996 code for a protein of 279 amino acids. The transcript has 5 exons. Lineage: Eukaryota; Metazoa; Chordata; Actinopteri; Perciformes; Anoplopomatidae. Gene Ontology annotation, cellular component: cytoplasm. The record is from RefSeq and is a predicted model, not a curated record.
AAGUCAGUUUAAAACGUCAACUCAAAUGGAUGUAUGGAGUAAAUAUGUGUAGGAGUGUGUAUGUAUCAAUGUGUAUGUUACAGGGUUUGACUGGAUGGCCUAAGUAGCUCUUCAUUUGUGUUGUUACUCCUGAGAGAGGUGUUGUGAAGCACCAUCAUGGCAGAUGCCGAGGAUGAGAAAGCGUCGACAGGUGAGGAGCAGCAUCAUCAGCAUCUCAGCUCUUCCACAGGCGACCCCGAGGACCCUCAGCAGACUGCCCCGUCAGAGGGCACCGAGCAGCGGCCAGCGGAGGUCGCAGUGGCCCGGCCCCAGCGGAGCGACCUCUCCGUGGAGCCCUCUCUGCUGCAGUUUAAGACCAGGAGGUUCUUCGUGUUGAGGCCUGGCACUCUGAAUCAGGCCAUCAAAGACGUCGUGGCUCUGGUGAAUGAAGAAGUAGAUGGCAGCUUUCACAGCAUAUGGCUGAUGGCUGAGGUGGAUCACUGGAACAACGAAAAAGAGCGCCUCGUCCUCAUCACGGACAACUCCCUCCUGGUCUUCAAGUACGACUUUGUCAUGUUCAGCUGUGAGCAAUUCCAGAGGAUCCCACUGAACAUUAUAGACCGCAUCUCCCACGGCCAGUUCAGCUUCCCAAAGAACUCCCUGCUUCAGAGGCAGGGGGAGGGGGUGCGAAUGUUCUGGGACCGGCUGAGGGAGCCCUCCUUCAUCUCCAAGUGGAACCCCUUCGCCACCGACUUCCCCUUCAUCACCUUCACCGACCACCCUGUGAGGAGCGUCAGCGACACGUUCACUGCCCUCUGCGACAUCCAGAACUUUCGAGAGCGGCUCAGGGAGGCGGCGCAGAAAGCCCAUGCCGUGAAGCCGUUUCCUGGGAAAGCCAACGGCGUACUGGUCCUAAACCAGCCGAUCCACAUCGAGGCCUACGUGGGCCUCAUGUCUUUCCUCGGGAACCAGAACAAACUGGGAUACUGCAUGGCUCGAGGAAACGUCGGCUACUAACAUCUUUUGCUUUUUAUAUAAUAGUUUUGUUGUCAUUCAGAUUGUUGAGAAAAAUAUUAUAAAGCCUUGAAUUCAUGUUUGUGCGUUCUUUCAGUCAAAAUCUUCAAGGAAGACGUUUCCAUAUUCGGGUUUGCUUUAGUGUAGCCUGGAUUCUCAGGAUGUUCUGUGUGAGGUUUAAACAACUGUGUGAUCUCCCCCUCUGUUUAUUACCAGUGUGAAACAUCUGCAUUUCAACACAGCAUUUCAACACCGCUCCGCACUGGAUGACGGAUCCCCCGCUGCUCUCUGGGAGCUUUUUGUUUGCUCCUCAGCGGUAGGGUAAUUCAACUGUUUUCGCAACGGGACUCCUUUCUUCCUCCUCCGGUGUCUCUGUUAAAAAAGCUCAUUCCCAUGUGAGUUUCACCGGAGCACAGGGGCACAUUUGUCCGUUUAUAGUUUUAUCAUCCGCUGUGUAUUUUUACAGUGCAUACAUACAGUGUCAGAAUUUGCCCUUGAUUUGUGUGUUUGCUGUGUGUCGCUCCGCCUGGUUUGGUUUCAUAGAACGUAAUUUGUUCUCUUUCCCUUGGAGGUGGUAUAAAAUAUGCAGAUGUUCAUGCAGAUUCCUAAGCAGUCUAUUAUCAUAUGAUAACCAUGUCCAUACAAAAUAAGAAUGCAUGCUGGAAGAUAAACCCAGUGGUGACCAUUGUCCUGUUGUUAUUACUGAAAUUGAAAAUAUAAUAAUAAUAAAAGGUUCUUUGAUCUGACUACAUAACAGCAUGAGGUUUUACAGUGUAGUAGAAGUAUGAGAGUGAAACAAAGCUUUAGAAAUAAAGAAUUCUAGGCCUUUUGACAAUUCUACAAUGUGGACUGACAACUAACAAUUGUUGAUAUUAUGAAGGUUUGA